This is a messenger RNA of Salvia hispanica, 1413 nucleotides long. RefSeq names its product putative pectate lyase 5. Lineage: Eukaryota; Viridiplantae; Streptophyta; Magnoliopsida; Lamiales; Lamiaceae. Gene Ontology annotation, molecular function: pectate lyase activity. The record is from RefSeq and is a predicted model, not a curated record.
AUGGUGUUUCCUGAUCACACCUACAUUAUCUUGCUGCUGCUGCUGCUUCGCCUUGUUUUACCUUUCUCUGUUGGAGCAACCACUUUCUUCAACCUUACCCUCUCUCAUCACCACCCUAAUCCUGAUUUUGUGGCUCUACAAGUCACAAGGAGUGUGAAUGAAUCCAUAUCGAAACGUCGCCCAAUUCUUGAAACCCCCUUGAGCAAGGCACAGUCACAGUGCCUGACUGGAAACCCCAUAGAUGACUGCUGGCGCUGCGACCCCAACUGGGGAAACAACCGACAACGGCUGGCUGACUGCGCCAUUGGCUUCGGGCAGGGUGCAAUGGGGGGCAAAGGGGGUCGUUUCUAUGUGGUAACGGACUCCUCUGAUCACGACACAGUCAGCCCGACCCCUGGCACCCUUCGCUAUGCUGUCAUCCAAGAAGAACCCCUCUGGAUCAUCUUCAACUCAAACAUGGUCAUCAAGCUAAAGCAUGAGCUCAUCUUCAACAGCCACAAGACCAUAGAUGGCCGUGGUGCCAAUGUGCAGAUCACGGGGAAUGGAUGCCUCACAUUGCAGUAUGUCAGCAACAUCAUCAUCCACAACGUGCGUGUGUACAACUGUAUGCUGUCUGGGAACACUAAUAUUAGGUCAAGCACCACACAUUUUGGCCACAGGGGGGUAUCGGAUGGUGAUGGCAUAACAAUCUUUGGUUCAAGGAACAUAUGGAUUGAUCAUUGCACGUUGUCACAUUGCACUGAUGGAUUGGUAGAUAUCACCGUGGGAUCUACAGCUAUUACUGUGUCGAAUAACUAUUUGUCUGAUCACGACAAGGCCAUGCUGCUCGGGCAUGAUGAUAAGUUCUUGCCCGACUCGGGGAUGCAGGUCACUAUAGCAUUCAACCGGUUUGGAAAGGGGCUCGUCCAGAGGUUGCCGAGGGUGAGGAGGGGCUACAUCCACGUGGUGAACAACGACUAUUAUAAGUGGAAAAUGUACGCGAUUGGAGGAAGUGCUAACCCGACUGUGAAUAGCGAGGGUAAUCGCUUCACUGCAUCAGAUGAUCACAAUGUUAAGGAGGUGACAAAACAUGAGGAUGCCAGUGAGGGGGAGUGGGCCAACUGGAAUUGGAGGUCGAAUGGGGACCUGAUGUUGAACGGUGCAUUCUUCGUGCCAUCCGGUGAUGGGGCUAAGCCGCAGUAUGCCAAGGCCUCAAGCUUCGACCCUAUAUCGGUUAACCAAAUCGACCAACUAACCAUGAAUGCCGGUGUUCUUGGUGGCACAAGGGACACCGGUGUAUCAUAUGGUGGUGGCUCCAUCACGUUUACAGGCGCAGCCCAGAGAGAGUCAUCACUGCCCAGCAAUUUGUUUCUGUCUUCCCUAAUUAUUCUUAUACUGUAUAUCUCCUCCACCAUUGCUGGUGGAUUUCUAUGA